Messenger RNA from Ananas comosus (pineapple), 1831 nucleotides. Its product is annotated as mannan endo-1,4-beta-mannosidase 4-like. Gene Ontology annotation, biological process: carbohydrate metabolic process. The coding region runs from base 1 to 1305 and encodes 434 amino acids. The transcript is spliced from 5 exons. The record is from RefSeq and is a predicted model, not a curated record. Gene Ontology annotation, molecular function: hydrolase activity, hydrolyzing O-glycosyl compounds. Lineage: Eukaryota; Viridiplantae; Streptophyta; Magnoliopsida; Poales; Bromeliaceae.
AUGAGUAGCGUACAGUACUACUUGAUCGCCGGGAGGGGUUGUAGGGGUGAGGCGAACAGCAGUAGUAAUUACAUUAAUGUGAUCGGCGGAUUCGUGGGGGUGGAGGGAACGGGGUUCGUGGUGAACGGGAGCGCCUUCUACUUCAACGGAUUCAACGCCUACUGGUUGAUGCUGGUGGCGGCCAACGCCAACGCCACCGCCAACGCCACGGCCACCGCCAACGCCAACGCCACCGCCACCGCCACCGCCCCGCAGAGGGGAGAGGUGACGGCCGCGUUGGAGCAAGCCGCCGGCCACGGACUGACCUUGGGAAGAACCUGGGCUUUCAGCGACGGAGGCGCCUGGCCACUCCAAUACUCUCCGGGCUCCUAUAAUGAGGCCAUGUUCCAGGGCCUGGACUUUGUAGUAUCGGAAGCAGGAAAGCAUGGGAUAUAUCUGAUACUGAGCUUGGUGAAUAACUACAAAGACUUUGGAGGGAGACCGCAGUACGUGGAGUGGGCAAGAGACAGAGGGGAGAACGUGACAUCAGAUGACGAUUUCUACAGGAAUGAGAUUGUCAAGGGCUACUACAAGAACCAUGUAAAGACGGUUGUGACGAGGGUAAACACAAUAAGCAGGGUAGCCUACAGGGACGACCCCACCAUUCUCGCCUGGGAGCUCAUCAACGAGCCACGUUGCGAGGACGACCUCUCCGGUGCUACGCUCCAGGGGUGGAUCGCAGAGAUGGGUGGCUACGUGAAAUCAAUCGACCGGGCUCACUUGGUUGAGAUCGGCAUGGAAGGCUUCUACGGUGCAUCCUCGCAAUUCCGGAAGCAAUUCAACCCUAACGGUCUCGUCUUCGGAACCGAUUUUGUCCCCAACAAUCAGGUCCAGGGCAUCGAUUUCGCCACCAUUCAUGCCUAUCCCGGUAUCUGGCUAUCAAACUGGACAAACGAAGAGCAACUGAGGUAUCUCCGGGAUUGGACCCAGGCGCACGUCGAAGACUCGGCCGCACUCGUGAAGAAGCCGCUCCUCUUCACCGAGUUCGGCAAGUCGUUGAGGGACAGCGGAUCGGGAGUCCCCCAGAGAGAUGCUUUGCUUGAAGCCGCAUUUGACUCCAUUUAUGGCUCCGCCCAGAACGGCGGCCCGCUUGCAGGUGGUCUCUUUUGGCAGCUUCUCACGGAUGGAAUGGAUGGGUUGAAGGAUGGCUACGAGAUUAUACUCUCGCUCAACUCCUCCACUUCCAAAAUCAUCUCUAACCAAUCCCUCAGGUUGUGGAACCUUGUCGGCAAGCACCAGGCAAUUUCCACCGAAACAAGAGGAUGACACAUAGGAAAAGAACGAUUCAUACUUUUUUGUUUCUUUUUCUCGUUUUUUUCCUUCUUGAAAGAAGUUUAAAUAAACUCUCUGCAAGUUAGUGCAUUUGCACUUUUCUAACCUAUGGUCUCAUUCAUUGCGCUUAACUAUCGUGCAAUUACUGCUGCUUUAUGCCAUGAGAAACUCUAGUUAAUAUAUAGCAUAUAACUCGUAUUAUGUAGGGCACAAAACACAGCCACAAUCCUCGCCAUGUCAUUAAUUAUACCAUCAAUGAAACAGUAAUCAUGGAAUAGUUAAGUACAGCAUAUAGAACUACUAGGUAUAGUCUGUAAAUCCAUUAAACCACAAGCACGUAGUUUUAUUGCUUAGUAGUUUUCCCCUAUAAUUUUUCAUGUCUAAUUCUUAUCUUAAUGACGCAUGGAGCACUAAUAAAAUGUAUCACAAUAAAAAGCAACAAGAUCAACACAUUUGGGUUGUUCUUUCUUAUUCUUCACAUCACUUUUGCCGUAAAAAAGAAAAAAAAAAAAAAAAAGAA